Komagataella phaffii GS115 is the source of this 1515-nucleotide messenger RNA. Its product is annotated as Glucose-6-phosphate dehydrogenase (G6PD), catalyzes the first step of the pentose phosphate pathway. Gene Ontology annotation, molecular function: glucose-6-phosphate dehydrogenase activity; NADP binding. Gene Ontology annotation, biological process: glucose metabolic process; pentose-phosphate shunt, oxidative branch. The transcript has a single exon. Gene Ontology annotation, cellular component: cytosol. The record is from RefSeq and is a predicted model, not a curated record. NCBI's taxonomy places the organism in Eukaryota, Fungi, Ascomycota, Pichiomycetes, Pichiales, Pichiaceae. The coding region runs from base 1 to 1515 and encodes 504 amino acids.
AUGACCGAUACGAAAGCCGUAGAAUUUGUGGGCCACACAGCCAUUGUAGUCUUUGGAGCUUCAGGGGACCUGGCUAAGAAGAAGACUUUCCCUGCCCUCUUCGGACUUUACCGUGAGGGAUACCUGUCCAACAAGGUGAAGAUUAUUGGCUAUGCUAGAUCAAAGCUGGAUGACAAGGAGUUCAAGGAUAGAAUUGUGGGCUAUUUCAAGACAAAGAACAAGGGCGACGAGGACAAAGUUCAAGAAUUCUUAAAGUUGUGCUCAUAUAUUUCAGCUCCUUAUGACAAACCAGAUGGGUAUGAAAAGUUGAAUGAAACUAUUAACGAAUUCGAAAAGGAAAACAACGUCGAACAGUCUCACAGGUUGUUCUACUUAGCUUUGCCCCCUUCUGUUUUCAUACCUGUUGCUACGGAGGUCAAGAAGUAUGUUCAUCCAGGUUCUAAAGGGAUUGCUCGGAUUAUCGUGGAAAAACCUUUCGGGCACGACUUGCAGUCAGCAGAAGAGCUUUUGAAUGCUUUGAAGCCGAUCUGGAAAGAAGAGGAAUUGUUUAGAAUCGACCACUAUCUAGGUAAGGAGAUGGUUAAGAAUUUGUUGGCCUUCCGUUUUGGAAACGCAUUCAUCAAUGCUUCUUGGGACAACAGACAUAUCAGCUGUAUCCAAAUCUCGUUCAAGGAGCCUUUUGGAACAGAAGGUCGUGGUGGCUAUUUUGACUCAAUUGGUAUAAUAAGAGACGUCAUUCAGAACCACUUGCUUCAAGUGUUAACCCUCUUAACCAUGGAGAGACCCGUCUCUAAUGACCCUGAGGCUGUUAGAGAUGAAAAGGUUCGCAUUCUGAAGUCAAUUUCUGAGCUAGAUUUGAACGACGUUUUGGUGGGUCAAUACGGCAAAUCUGAGGAUGGAAAGAAGCCAGCUUAUGUGGAUGAUGAAACUGUUAAGCCAGGUUCUAAAUGUGUCACAUUUGCAGCCAUUGGCUUGCACAUCAACACAGAAAGGUGGGAAGGUGUCCCAAUCAUUUUAAGAGCUGGUAAGGCUUUGAACGAAGGUAAAGUUGAGAUUAGAGUGCAAUACAAACAGUCUACUGGAUUUCUCAAUGAUAUUCAGCGAAAUGAAUUGGUCAUCCGUGUGCAGCCUAACGAAGCCAUGUACAUGAAACUGAACUCCAAAGUCCCAGGUGUUUCCCAAAAGACUACUGUCACUGAGCUAGACCUCACUUACAAAGACCGUUACGAAAACUUUUACAUUCCAGAGGCAUAUGAAUCACUUAUCAGAGAUGCUAUGAAGGGAGAUCACUCUAAUUUUGUCAGAGAUGACGAGUUGAUACAAAGUUGGAAGAUUUUCACUCCUUUACUGUAUCACUUGGAGGGCCCUGAUGCACCGGCUCCAGAAAUCUAUCCCUACGGAUCCAGAGGUCCAGCUUCAUUGACCAAAUUCUUGCAAGAUCAUGAUUACUUCUUUGAAUCACGCGACAAUUACCAAUGGCCAGUGACAAGACCCGAUGUGCUGCACAAGAUGUAA